CCCCUAACCUUAUUAUUGCCUUGCCUCGUCGGGUCUUUCUAUUAUACAAUGACCAUUAUACCCUUCUCAGACCGACUCAUCAUCAUUCUUCCUCUUCCAACGACGGUUUUGAAUUUUGCACAAAUUUCCCCAAAUUGGGAAAGAAAACUCUAUGAAAUCUCCAUGAGAAUCUUCUCCAUCUGAGUCCAAAAAUCACGGGCCACCAAUGACCAGACCCAGCCGAUCAUCAUCAAGCCCCAACACGAACCCAGAUCGAAUCGAAUCACCAACGAGCUCGAGAUCGGUGACACAAACCGUGAACGGAUCGCACCAAUUCGUGAUCCAAGGAUACAGUUUAGCCAAAGGGAUUGGAGUAGGGAAACACAUAGCAAGUGAUAACUUCUCCGUCGGAGGUUAUCAAUGGACUAUCUUUGUCUACCCAGAUGGUAAGAACCAAGAGGACAGCUCUUCUUACGUCUCUGUGUUCAUCGUUCUCGCUAGUGAAGGUACUGAAGUUAGAGCGCUUUUUGAGCUUUCCCUUGUUGAUCAAAGUGGUAAAGGGAAGCAUAAGGUUCACAGCCAUUUCGAUCGUUCACUUGAUGGUGGUCCUUACACUCUUAAAUAUAGAGGAAGUAUGUGGGGAUACAAGCGUUUCUUCAGACGUUCCUUGCUUGAGACAUCUGACUACCUGAAAGACGAUUGUUUGAAAAUCAAUUGUACAGUUGGAGUUGUUGUUUCAGAAAUACAUUGUCCACGGCUACACUCUAUACAUGUCCCUGAUUCAGAACUUGGAUCACAUUUUGGCAAGUUGCUGGAUACUUUGGAAGGCUCGGAUGUCAAAUUUGACAUUGCUGGUGAGAAGUUUCAAGCUCAUAAAUUGGUUUUGGCUGCACGAUCUUCGUUUUUCAGAUCAAAGUUUUACAAUAUGCCAGAAGCUAACAACAAUGAGCUAGUUAUCAGCGAUUUGGAACCUAAGGUCUUCAAGGCCUUGUUACACUUCAUGUAUAAAGACUCUCUCUCGGGAGAUGUGGAACCAGUUACGGCUCAUUCAUUUGGCCUAUUAAAGCUGUCCGAGAUAGAUGAGACACUGAUCGUAAAGCUUUUGGCUGCUGCGACCAAAUACAAUCUGAGUAGGCUCAGAUCAUUGUGUGAAUCUCACAUCUGCAAAGCCGUAUCUAUCAGCUCCGUAUCCAAGAUCUUAGCUUUAUCCGACAGAUAUAAUGCAACUGAACUAAAAAGCGUUUCCCUAAACUUCGCUGCAGAAAACCUAGCAGGUACGAUCAAGAUAUAGCUUUAAUGAGACCAUGUU
Camelina sativa (false flax) is the source of this 1288-nucleotide messenger RNA. Lineage: Eukaryota; Viridiplantae; Streptophyta; Magnoliopsida; Brassicales; Brassicaceae. The record is from RefSeq and is a predicted model, not a curated record.